This is a messenger RNA of Trichomycterus rosablanca, 1730 nucleotides long. RefSeq names its product inositol 1,4,5-trisphosphate receptor interacting protein (gene itprip). Lineage: Eukaryota; Metazoa; Chordata; Actinopteri; Siluriformes; Trichomycteridae. Gene Ontology annotation, cellular component: membrane. The record is from RefSeq and is a predicted model, not a curated record. Bases 1 to 1590 code for a protein of 529 amino acids. The transcript has a single exon.
AUGCAGGGGACUAUUGCACGGGUCUUCAUGGUGGUUGCAGCUGCCAUUCUCAACCACCCACUGUUAUUUCCCAAAGAGAACACCACCAUCCCAGAGGAAGAAGAUGAUAUUUUGGCUCGGAUGAAAGAGCACGAAUUGAGGCUGCAGGCUGAACAAGAGCGUCUUGAGCAGGAUAUUUCAGAGGCAGACCAAGAAGCCUAUGACUGCUAUGGUUGGUACCUCUGGAGUGCACUUUCUAUUGUCAUUUUUUUUACUAUUGAGUUUUGUAGGCAGGAUCUGCACAUUGCGGAACCAUCUGAUCCUGAUGAAGAUGGCUACACCUACAGCGGAUCUGUCAAUUCUAAGGUUUUGGCUUUUAAUAAAUGUGUCCUAAGCAACUUCUGCAAAACCAGUCUCAGUCCUUUUGUCCAUGAGUGUGGAAGGGUGCAGGAAUUUGUUGAAGGUUUUGCAGAUGACCUGCUAGAGGCUUUGAGGAGCAUCUGUGACCGUGAAGCUGAUAUGGAGCUUGAGGAUUUUGUCGGAGUGGGCAGCAUGUUUGAGUCUUGGCGAGUUUGUAAGCCUCUAAUGUGCGACCUGAUUGUGCCAUUUGCAACCCCAGAGCCUUACCGGUUCCAGUUCCAGCUGUGGUGUGAUGCAUCUGCAGACAUUCCAUUGGACAUGCAGGGGUGUGGGAGGAUUAAGUUGACAAAGACAGGUGGAGACUGCCCUGACUGUGGUACAACCAACCUCGGCGAUGAAAUGCUAUGCCUGCUUCACAACAGUAACCAAAAUUGCAAAGCUGAUGACCAUGCCUUGGAGGAACUUCUCUGCGCAAAAAACACUUGUUAUCUGUCCAAAGAUCAGGUCAUGAAGUGGUUCCAGAUCUCAGUGACCAGAGCGUGGGGACAGAUCUCACACAAGUAUGAGUUUGAGCUCAAUUUCCGCAGUCUGGAUUUCCCUGGGGCUUUGAAGGUCAGGUUUAAGUCUGGAAAGGUUAUUGUUCUAAACAUUACCCCCGUUGUACAAUUUGAGGACUCUGAUGCCUACUUCGUCUCUCAUUUUUCUUCAGACUGUAGCAACACUUCAGAUACCCACUGGCAUCUAUCAUUUACUAUUUAUGAAAGAAACCUGCUUAAACUCAUGGCAAAAAGACUUCCAGAGAACUCCUGCCACCUCCGAUGCCUUCAGAUAGUGACUUUUCUGCAUAGAAAACAGUCCGGUCUGCGAGGCAAAACAGCCCUUACAAAUUACCAUUUAAAAACUGCUCUAUUGCAUCUGCUUUUGUGUAAAUCUACUUCAGCAUGGCGACCGCAGUGUCUGGACCAGAGAUUGCGAGACUUGUUAGUUUUUCUACAUAAAUGCUUGCAGGAAAAGAGACUUACUCAUAUUAUCAUAGGGAACCCACUUGUUCCAGCUGAAACUGGAAUUCCAGCAAUGUUUCGGGUGACAGAACCCAUAAACCUUUUCAGGCCUUUGGUGUUACAGAGACAAAUAUAUGCCAGAAUGGUGGAGAAUUUUGAAGAGAUGCUCAGAAAUGCGCCGGUGCUCAUUCAGGAGUACUCCCCUCAUUUCUCCAAUGGUAAUGUCCAUCAUGGUGUCAACUCAGUCUAACAACUCAGUGCUAGACUGACUAAAUGAUUUAACUCUGUAGCUUAGUCUUCAGUCCUGAAGAAGCAUAUUUUUAAAAAUGUUUUAUGUUUAUUUUUUUACUUGGGAGUGGAAUAGUAAUUAAAAAUGUAAUUAUAAUACAG